UUGGUCAAUUUUGGCUGAAUUAUGGAGUGGUACAUAAGCAGACAACGUGACAACUAGUCAUAUAAUGCUAAGUGGUCUUACAUUUUCCAGGAAAAUAAUACUCCUAUCAAAACAAAGACUACCUAACAAUGGAAAAAGAAUCAGAGAAAAAGAAACCAAGAAUUCUCUGCCUCCAUGGCUUUAGAGGCAGUGCUGAAAUCCUCAAGAAAUUGGUUCUCCGGUGGCCGGAAUCCGUCUUAGAUAAAUUAGAUUUGGUUUUUUUGGAUGCACCUUUUCCAGCUCAGGGAAAAUCUGCACUUGAAGGUUUCUUUGAUCCUCCUUACUUUGAAUGGUUUCAAUCAAAUAAGGAUUUCACAGACUUUUAUAACUUUGAAGAAUGUGUAGAGUACAUAGAAGAUUUUAUGUCAAGGCAUGGACCUUUUGAUGGUAUUCUUGGUUUCUCACAAGGAGCAGUUUUAGGUGCAGCAAUACCAGGCAUGCAAAGGGAAAGAGUGGCUCUAACAAAAGUUCCUGAGAUAAAGUUUGUAAUCAUAAUAUCAGGAGCUAAAUUAGGAGGGCCUACAUAUGUUGUACCACAAUUGGCUGCCAAUGCAUUUUCAUCUCCUAUCAACUGCCCAUCCCUUCACUUCUUAGGAGAGACAGAUUUCCAGAAAAAAGAUGGUGAAAUUCUGCUGGAGAGUUUUGUAGAUCCACAAGUGAUUCAUCAUCCUAAAGGCCAUACCAUACCCAAACUUGAUGAUAGCAGUCUUGAAAUAAUGCUUGGAUUUAUUGAAAAAAUUCAAACACUUUAAGUUUGCACGAAGAAAUAAUUGUAGUUCUGGGUCUCAUUGUUGGUCUCCACAAGAAUUCUCGAUUGUAUGACAUAUGAAUAAUGGUUAAUUUUUUUUCCAGUUAUAUUUUCUUUGAUUAUGGACAUCUACUGAUGUAAUAUUUCACAAACAUGAUAAUUUACUAGUAUAUAUAAUAGACUUUUUUUAACUACAUA
Messenger RNA from Nicotiana attenuata, 985 nucleotides. RefSeq names its product esterase AGAP003155-like. The record is from RefSeq and is a predicted model, not a curated record. The transcript is spliced from 5 exons. NCBI's taxonomy places the organism in Eukaryota, Viridiplantae, Streptophyta, Magnoliopsida, Solanales, Solanaceae. The coding region runs from base 129 to 791 and encodes 220 amino acids.